UCCAUCGCUCAAGAUGUUCUCUUAUCUCUCUGGUCUGGUUUUCCAAACAAUCAAAACUCCUACAUAGGUAGGAAGGAUAGGAAAGAAAAUUUGGGGAAAUCCCUAAAUUUGAAACCCUAAUUUUUACAGAAGAGGAUGAAUUUUGGUAUCGAAACUCGAACUGCUUCGGCCAAGGCAGAAACUUCUGUGGUUACGGCGGAGAAGGCUUUAUCUUUUAUAUCAAAAGGAUGGAGAGAAGUAAGAGAUUCAGCAGAUGCGGAUUUUCAGUUAAUGAAAACAAGGGCGAAUACAUUCAAGAAUUUAGCUACUUCAUUUGAUAAAGAACUCGAGAAUUUUCUUAACUCUGCGACUACUUUCUCAGUUCCCGCCAUCAAAUCAUCUUCUUCUACGACAACUGAGAUUGAUUUCGUUAAGAAAUUACAACCAAAGUUCUAUGAAUUCCGCAGAGUUUAUUCGUCACCUGAUUUUAGCAAGAAAGUAUUGGAGAAAUGGAGCCCUAGAGCUAGAAUUAAACUUGAUUUGUCUGCUAUAAGAAAUGCUAUGUUAGCUGAAGUUGGGGAUUCGGAAAAGAUUGCGGAAUUUGAUGAAAAGGAAAGGUUAUGGAGAGGGAGGAAUUUGAAAUUAGAUGAGUUUUGGUCGGAAUGGAAAGGGGAAGAAGAAGAGGGAAAUCACAGUGAAUGGCAACCUAUAAAGGCGUUGAAAACAAGAUUCAGAGAAUUGGAACAAAAGAGUUCUUCAUCUGAGAUUUUUGAGACUUUCAAGAACAGUGAGUUUGUGGAGAAAGUUAAGACAAGCUUGAAAGCAAUGUGCAAGGAGCCGCAAGAUUCCAAGGAAGUGCCGCCGCUGGAUGUACCAGAACUUUUGGCUUAUUUGGUUAAGCAGUCGGGACCCGUUUUUGAUCAACUUGGUUUCAAGCAAGAUAUAUGCCACAAGUUAGUUGAAAAGUUCUGUAGCAAAUAUAGGAGCCAGCUUCUUCUGCGUUCCUUAUCAUCAGAUAAUUCAGCCUUGAUUGAAAAUGAGAAUUUUAACGAUGAACUGGAUCUAAGGAUAGCCAGUGUCGUACGUAGUACUGGACAUUGUUACGAAGGUGGCCUGUGGAAUGACUCUGCAAAGCCUGAAUCAAAAGAUGGGAAAAGGCAUUUUGCAAUAGUUACAACAGCCAGUCUUCCUUGGAUGACUGGUACUGCUGUAAAUCCUCUGUUUCGAGCCGCAUAUUUGGCCAAUUCCGCUCAACAAAAUGUAACCCUGCUGGUACCAUGGCUAUGCAAAUCAGAUCAAGAACUAGUUUAUCCGAACAACCUCAUUUUUAGUUCACCAGAAGAACAGGAAAUUUAUAUACGAAAUUGGCUGGAGGAAAGGGUCGGCUUCAAAGCAGAUUUCAAAAUAUCUUUCUACCCUGGAAAAUUUUCUAAGGAAAGGCGCAGUAUUCUACCAGCUGGGGAUACCUCACAGUUUAUUUCCUCGAAGGAAGCUGAUAUUGCUAUACUGGAAGAGCCAGAACACCUUAACUGGUACCAUCAUGGUAGGCGUUGGACUGAUAAAUUUAACCAUGUUGUUGGUGUUGUCCAUACGAAUUACCUGGAGUAUAUUAAGAGGGAGAAGAAUGGAGCGCUUCAAGCCUUUCUUGUAAAGCACAUAAACAGUUGGGUGACCCGAGCGUACUGUGACAAGAUUCUACGUCUUUCUGCUGCGACCCAAGAUCUUCCAAAAUCAGUCAUAUGUAAUGUGCAUGGUGUGAACCCCAAAUUCUUAAAGGUUGGGGAAAGGGUUGCUGAAGAAAGGGGGCGUGGGCAACAAGCAUUUCCAAAGGGAGCAUAUUUCUUAGGGAAAAUGGUGUGGGCAAAAGGCUACAGAGAAUUGAUUGAUUUGCUGUCUAAGCACAAGAACGAUCUAGAAGGUUUUAAGUUGGAUGUGUAUGGUAAUGGAGAGGAUGCUCAUGAAGUCCAAUCUUCAGCAAAGAAACUGGAGCUGAACCUCAACUUUCUAAAGGGAAGAGAUCAUGCAGAUGAUUCACUUCAUGGUUACAAGGUGUUUAUAAACCCUAGUGUAAGCGAUGUUCUCUGCACGGCAACAGCUGAAGCACUUGCCAUGGGAAAAUUUGUGAUUUGUGCUGAUCACCCAUCAAAUGAGUUCUUUAGGUCAUUCCCCAACUGCUUGACAUACAAAUCCUCAGAAGAUUUUGUGGCCAAAGUCAGAGAAGCACUUGAAACUGAGCCUCAGCCUCUAACAGCGGAGCAGAGAUACAACCUUUCGUGGGAGGCAGCAACCCAGAGGUUCAUGGAAUACUCUGAACUAGAUAGGAUCCUAAAGUUAGGUGAGAGGGGCAACAGAAAAUCAAGCAAAACAAAGAAAAAUAUUACGAAAUCCGUAUCGUUGCCUAAUCUUAAUGAGAUGGUAGAUGGUGGACUGGCCUUUGCUCACUUUUGCCUCACAGGUAGUGAAAUCCUGAGGUUGGCGACAGGAGCAAUACCAGGAACACAAGAUUUUAGCAAGCAGCAUUGUGAGGAUUUACAUCUGUUACCGCCUCACGUAGAAAAUCCCAUAUAUGGUUGGUAAAUAAUCAGCAGUUCCUGUUUCGGUAGCGCCCUCUUUUUUAUGUGUAUAAUUAUUAUUUUCUGAUGUUCUAUGUAUAAUUAUUUGUUCGAUAUAAAGAAAUCUACUAUCCUAGUAGCAUUCAGUGCUAUCUCCAUUUUGUGGGUUCUCUAACUAGAUAGAUACCCGGGAGUAUAGGAAAAUAGUUAUGUUCCAAUGCAUCAAAAGAAACAGAUUCAUCUUCUCAAACA
This is a messenger RNA of Papaver somniferum (opium poppy), 2783 nucleotides long. RefSeq names its product digalactosyldiacylglycerol synthase 1, chloroplastic-like. The record is from RefSeq and is a predicted model, not a curated record. NCBI's taxonomy places the organism in Eukaryota, Viridiplantae, Streptophyta, Magnoliopsida, Ranunculales, Papaveraceae. The transcript is spliced from 7 exons. The coding region runs from base 136 to 2556 and encodes 806 amino acids. Gene Ontology annotation, cellular component: chloroplast outer membrane. Gene Ontology annotation, biological process: galactolipid biosynthetic process. Gene Ontology annotation, molecular function: digalactosyldiacylglycerol synthase activity.